UAGACAUCAGCGUAGCUUGAGAUAUUGCUAGAGCGAACGAGCGCGAGGGAGCGAGCAACGCCAUUUUCUCGAUUUGCGGGUGAAGAUCGUGCGCGGUGUGUGUACCUCGUUUGGCAAAGUUCUCCCACGUUUCUGCGUAACGACGUCAAAAUUACGGGCUGUCCGUCGGUCCUGGUGCAUUCGCCAGUGUUAUGUAUAGACACGCGGCCAGCUGUGCGGUAGAUAUGGUGAGUUCAGAGAGAUCGAAGCGCUCCCGGGAGACGUGACGUCUUGUCAGUCGGUCUUUUCCCAUUCCCCCUUUCUUGGCGAGCUCCCGCAGGGAUGGGUCGUGCAGAGUUGUCGCUCAUGAUAACGUAACACGGACCAAACGCCCGACCCAGCGUGCGUUCGAAAUUCUCAUUCGGUUACGAUUCGGACGUGUAACAGAAAGAACCGUGGAACAAUCAGGAGUCGGUAGAAUGUUUCGUCGGGGCCAAUGGGCGGAGGUUUAGGGCGGCACAUGGCUGUUGGGGCGCCGGCUGUGCAGGGGGUGGUUUUCCCGACGCUAGCUAGAACCGACGAGAAUUCGAACCGACGUCAGUCACCGGUGCUCUGUGCGUAACGUGUAUCUCGAUCGAGAUCGCGCGUAAUUGCGGCUGGUCACGGUUCGGCUAACAAGUUCACAGUGACAGUGGAAAGAGAAGUACUCCGUUAUAUGUCUCGAUUUUCUUGCCGGAGAGAAGCAGUCGGAGGCUUUGGAGGCUCUCGCCGAUUACGCGCGUCUCUUGUUGUGCCGUUGAGCGUUCUGCAUUUCCUUCACGUAAAGUUCGGACAAAGGGACCAACAGUGAUCACGGACGAUCUGCUCCUCCUCCUCCUCCCCCUCCUCCUCCUCGAGGGGGAAUAUUUGACGAUCUUUGUGUUGCUGCGAACCAACUCCACAACGGGCAACGUCUUCAGAAAGCGGUGAGCGAUCUCUGAAAGGAAAGAUAAGGAAGGGAGCAUUUGAUAGAAGAAGAUGCCGCUACCAAAGCGACUGGUGGAGCCGGUGCUCGUCGCGCGCGGCACCAUCCCCGAGAAUUUCCCUCUGCCCUCGGAGCUAGAAGCUGUAACGAACGGCACAUUAGCAAACACGAUCAGGCAACUGUCCAGCCUGUCCAGGCAUGCCGAGGAUCUGUUUGGCGAGCUUGCGAGGGAGGCUCAUGGAUUGAGCGACAGGGCCAACUCCUUGCAGGCCAGGAUAGACCGAUUAGCUGUGAAAGUUACUCAGCUUGACAGCAACGUCGAGGAAGUCUCACUGCAAGAUAUACACAUGAGGAAGGCGUUCAAGAGUUCAGUGGUGUUCGACCAGCAAGUUGUUUCCAGGGAUACCAUGCCAACGGCGAUGUUGGAAACUUAUCAUCAAUGCGACACGCCACCACCUCUUGAUAAACUUAACGUUUACAGGGAAGACGGCAAGGACGGACUAAAAUUUUAUACGGAUCCGAAUUAUUUCUUCGAUCUCUGGAGUCAGGAGAUGCUCAAGGAUACGGAAAAGAAAUUACACGAUCGGGGGAAAAAGACCGAGUCUGAAUAUGCCGAACCGUUCAGAGAGCCUCAUAGACCUCGGAACGAGGGUGGUGGUGGUGGCGGUGGCAGGCAUAAGAAGCGCAUAAGACAACCGCAUAACACGAGAGAAAGGCAAAGACAGUUAGCCGUGGGUCACGGCGAGUAUAUCAUGCCAACGCAAGGUGUUCAAUACAGAGCACCUCACAACAUACCGGAUGAAUCGUUAUUGGGAAUGGUGAUGACCGAGCCACGGCCACCUAGGCCAAAUAGCAUUGAACUUAGACGAAGUUAUCCACCGGAGGAGCAACACCUCUACAGUCCUCCUUCUUCCGAUCAUUAUAGGGUAGCGAAUUACGUGGCUCAGGGUUACGAAGACAACUUGUACGGCUCGCAUUAUGGCACAGGCCAAGGACAAGCAGGCAGCGAAACGUACCAGAGUCCUGGUGGUCAAAGUACUCCAAGUAGAAGCGGUAGAUCACGACCGUCGCAACCACCACCAGCUCCACCAAGCAACACUUCUAGCAAUUCGACGCCUACUGUCGCUUCUGCUAACAAUACUCCAACACGUGGAAGAUCAAUGAGCACCGGUAGAGACACUCUUCCACCACCACCUCCGCCUCCUGGAGAAACCAUGUCCCCUCCUCCUAUGAAUGGUUCAAUACCGUCGCAUUUACUAAAUAGGAACGGGAGUCGUUCGAAUAGUCCGCUACCCAGUCAUCACUCGACGCCUACUCCGCCGAAUCAUUCGACGCAAAUAGGAACGGAUGAGACUGAUCCUGCUGCUCCGCAAGACUUGCCGCCUCCACCUCCGACUCCCGAUCCUACACCGCCUAGACCCAUUUCUCCACCGUGUAAUAUCCCGCCACCGCCUCCGCCACCUCCGCCACCGCCUGUUGCUAAUGGACCGUCGCCCCCUGUGCCAUUGACUAAUGGCGAUAUUGCUAAAAUGAUAGCGACUAAUCCGCCCAAGUUGAAACCCCUGAAACCCUUGAAGAAUAUCGUGGAUGGGCAAUUGAGGAAGCCCGUUAAUCCGAACAUCCCCCUUGUCGAUCCACGAAACGAUCUACUUAAAGCAAUUAGAGAUGGAAUAAAAUUACGUAAAGUGGAGAAGAUUGAGCAGAAGGAAGUGGAACGCGUGAACGCGUUGAACGACGUCGCGUCGAUAUUGGCACGACGCGUUGCCGUCGAGUUCAGCGACAGUGAUUCAGCAUCGGAGAGCGAAUGCGACAGCGAAGGAUGGGGCGAGCAGGAAACGAAUCUCGCGUGACCCAGCUCACUUCCAUCUACCGCCACUGCCUCUUAGAGAAACGGCUGACGAUCCAAUUCGAUUUCAUUCGCUCUCAACGAAAUCCAUUUCUGUUAUUCGUCGCACAAGUCACACGCUUUGUCUGCGCACAGGCGUCGAGUAGGAAUAAUUUGAUUCGAUGUUGGGUGUGUAUCGAAGAAGCAUCGGAUUUGAAAGUAGAAACAAGACCAGCGAAUUUCGUUGGUCGAUUUUUUGUGUUGAGUUCUGUUAAUACAGAGAGCGUGUAAACGCGAAUUAUUAUAAGUAAUAUUCAUUAAAAGUAAUAGUAUAACUACGAUUAUUUUUAUUACGCACCGUUUCAUUACCUUUAACAGGGUUAUUUUCUUUUCUUUUGUUGCGAAAGAAAUGUUUAGUAGCUUUCUUUUUUCCUUUUUUUUUUUCUUUUUUGUAUAAACUACAUAAAAGGAAAUUUGUUUUUAUGUUAACUGCAAGCUCAAUUAAAUACUUAGCAUGUAUUUAUCUGAAGACGUGAAAAAUAUUAUUUAGCUUUUCUCAAACGAUUCUAGGCAUUACAAGCGAGAGACUUGUUAUUUAUUGAAGAGAGCACACAAAGUAUGAAUAUAGCAAAAGUCUAAGAAUUCGUGCGUAAAUUCAGAAUAUUUUUGUGGAGCUACAUAAAUACACUUUUCUUUUACCUGCAGACGCUUCCACUUUGUUUUACUGUUACAAAUAAAAGUAUCAAAGUUUACGAAGUAUGUAAUAAUCGCAUGUUCUUUUUUUUUUCGAUUCUCCGAUUCAACGAACAUAAAGCAGAUUACUUAGAGUAGUGAAAGGGAAAAACCCGAGUAAGAAGAAGAUACGCACACGAAGCCACGCGUCGAUUUCCUAUUGUUGCUCGAUAUCGAUCAUAGAAGUGAUUUCUUUUCGACACAUUCCAUGAUAAUACCAGUACCAUACGAUGGAACAAAUUUGAUUUUUGUUUUUUUUUUUUUUUUCAUUUCAGUGGUUCGAUCGUCCGAUACGACGAUACGAUAUGCGUAAGUCGUUGCUUAAGACAAGCGACUGCUCUGUACAUGUUACGAUCCAUUGCACGCGAGGGUAUGUAUUGUAUGUAAAUUAAAACCAAACUGCAGAGCUAAUAUUUUUGUUCCCCUCUUUUGUGUAUAAAUCUGUAAGAUACCUGUAUCUUAAAUAUUUUUUGUAUGCUUGUCUCUAUUAGGUGUAUGUAUAUGCGCGCUCUGUCACAACGAGAAUGAUCCACAGGAGCAUUUCCCAAUCUUUUCUAACGUUUUCAAAUGAUCUUCCACAUCGUCGCGACUACGACAAAGACGGUACCGUGAGGAAUGGAAUGCCCGUUUUAUCAGCGAAGUGUCGAAAAUAACCAAAAUACUCUAUUUACUUGUAACGUGUAAGGAACAAUGUAAUUACCGAAUGAGUGAGAGGAUUCAUAUUUUUUAGCAUUUAGCGGAAGAAUAUACUACUGUUGCAAUGAAGAUUACAGUUGCCAAUUUUAAGCGUGUGAAGGAAAGAAAGAAAGAAAGAAAGAAAAAAAAAAUGA
Molecule: messenger RNA, 4330 nt
Organism: Frieseomelitta varia
Lineage: Eukaryota; Metazoa; Arthropoda; Insecta; Hymenoptera; Apidae
Gene: SCAR
Product: wiskott-Aldrich syndrome protein family member 3
Exons: 9
Coding region: 997-2793 (598 amino acids)
Biological process (GO): positive regulation of Arp2/3 complex-mediated actin nucleation; actin cytoskeleton organization
Cellular component (GO): cytoskeleton; SCAR complex
Molecular function (GO): actin binding; Arp2/3 complex binding; protein kinase A regulatory subunit binding
Source: RefSeq, a predicted model, not a curated record